Messenger RNA from Moneuplotes crassus, 1864 nucleotides. NCBI's taxonomy places the organism in Eukaryota, Ciliophora, Spirotrichea, Euplotida, Euplotidae. The record is from the annotation of a GenBank genome assembly.
AUGGAGGGGGAUUUAAAAGACUCUUGAAAGUCAGGAAACUGAUUUAUUGAAAUGUUUAAGUGUGUUGAUAUGUAUGGAGUGCCCAUAUCUCUGAAUUUUAGGGGUAAAACUCAUUUCCAAACUACAUUUGGAGCUUUUGUGAGUAUUUUGUCUUUCAUAGCUGUGACUUGGUAUACAUCUACACAAUUAGUCCAAGUUUAUGGUAGAGGAGGGACUUUUAUUAGCACAAACACUGUAUCUAAAUAACCUUAUCAAUGAUUCUUCUGUUCACAAUAUCGGUCAGAAAGGAUUUCAUUUAUCUAUUGGGGGAGCUUCACGACAUUUAGGAGCACCUAUGAUGAUACUUGACCCAAGAUACAUGAAUGUGGAGUUUAAUUAUCAUGAAGCUAAGGCAAGUAUCAGCAACGGUGGUCUCACAAAUGAUCAAAAAUCAAAGUCCAUUGGUACUAAGAGAUGUGGCACAAAUAGUUCUUUUCCUCUAGAUCCUGAAAUAAUUACUUCCCUAGGUCUGCACCAGUUCUGGUGUCCUAAUUCAUCAGAAUGGGGAAUUGGAGGCACUCAGAUGGGGCUUUUCUGGAAAUAUCUUGAAGUUAAGAUCAGACGAUGAGAGCUUGCAUCAGGCUGAAAAUCAACAACUGAGAUCAACAAUUAUCUUAAAGAUCAGGUUGCUUUUGUUGGUGUUACCAACCAAUACUUUGAUGGAGGAGACUAUCAUGAUCCGAUAAAAGAAGAUCUGCAGAAUGAUUUUUUUUACCAUUUCAUUGAUAACUACAUUGUUGAGAAGAAUAUCAAAAUCAGGCUUAACAAAGUAGUUGACUACACUAAUCUCUUGUAUGAGUUCGGACCUCGAGAAUAUUCUUACUUCUCCGUGGACUCAGUCGAUGAUUCUUUACAGCAAGAUGAUGGGAGUGGAGAUCUUAUGAGGUUCAGAAUUGUUCUUGACCAUAAAUACACCUCUACUGAGAGGAGAGUUUACACAUUUUAUGACAUGCUGGGUCAGAUCGGCGGCUUUCUUGGGAUUCUGCUAUCAGUUGGAAAUCUUCUUUCUGGACUAAUAUCCAAAAAUAUUUUUAUGAUGACCCUUCUAUCAAGCUUGUUCAAAGUUGAAAAGGACAAGUCAUCCCAAAAAAUUGUUCCUCACCCAUCUUGAAUUGGAAAGCCGAAGUGAUCAAAAGUGUAUAAAUUUUCAAAGAGCUGCACUAAUUUUUUCCAGAAUAAAAACUUUGUAGAAGAAUCUAAAAAUGAGAAUUCUGAAGAAGAAAAAUAUGAUGACGGAAGUGAGAUCAAAAUGAGUCAUUACCCUAAUGAAUUAAAUAAUGAGAUAAGACAGUUCCAGCUUUCAAAUUUUAGAAAGCAUGAUCAUUACAAUAAUUAUAAUGACACAACAUUAGAUCCAUUAGCAGGCUCAUCUUUUGACAACAAGCAUCUUUUGAGAAAAGUUGAAGAGAAAAUAGAAUCUAGAGUCUGGUACAAGUUCAAGUGGAAAUAACUUAUAUUACUCAAUCGUCUGCUGCAAGGGUCUUUACAAAGGCUGUUCAAAAUCUUUGCACACCCAAAACCAGCAGUACAAAGCUGCGGCCACAAAAGUCGAAGCUGCAUUAGAUGUGAAGACACUCAUAAAAUCAAUGAGGAAGACCCAAAUACUUUCUGAGAUUAUUAUGCCAAGGUCAGCUUCAAUCUUACUUGAUAACCACAGAUCUGGAGUGCUUCCGCCAGAAGACGAGGAAACAAGUAAAGAGGAAGUUGAUCUAGACAACCCUGUGUGAAGAUAUCUUGCCUUGAAAAUGAUUGGGAGGGAUAUAUCUUCAUGUCUAAAUUCUCUCCAGAUAACCCAAACUAAUUAUUAAAAUACAAUAUUGGCUCC